Molecule: messenger RNA, 1341 nt
Organism: Alosa alosa (allis shad)
Lineage: Eukaryota; Metazoa; Chordata; Actinopteri; Clupeiformes; Clupeidae
Gene: jmjd6
Product: jumonji domain containing 6, arginine demethylase and lysine hydroxylase
Exons: 10
Coding region: 1-1341 (446 amino acids)
Biological process (GO): phagocytosis
Cellular component (GO): nucleus; cytoplasm
Molecular function (GO): histone H4R3 demethylase activity; P-TEFb complex binding
Source: RefSeq, a predicted model, not a curated record
AUGAACCACAAAAGUAAGAAGAGAAUCAAAGAGGCGAAGCGGAGUGCCAGACCCGAGCUGAAGGACUCCACAGAUUGGAUAAAACAUGAUUACUACGAGACUUUUGACGUCUCGCACCGGACAGUGAAGGAUAAUGUGGAGCGUGCGGAUGCCCUGCGCCUCUCCCCAGAUGAGUUCAUCCAGCGCUACGAGCGCCCCUACAAGCCCGUGGUGCUGCUCAACUGCCAGGAGGGCUGGCCCGCCAAGGACAAGUGGACGCUGGAGCGGCUCAAGCGGAAGUACCGCAACCAGAAGUUCAAGUGCGGAGAGGACAACGAGGGCUACUCGGUGAAGAUGAAGAUGAAGUACUACAUCGAGUACCUGGAGGCGACGCGCGACGACAGCCCCCUGUACAUCUUCGACAGCAGCUACGGAGAGCAUGCCAAGCGACGCAAGCUGAUCGACGACUACCAGGUGCCCCUCUUCUUCCGCGACGACCUCUUCCAGUUCGCCGGCGAGAAGAGACGGCCGCCAUACAGGUGGUUUGUGAUGGGUCCAGGGCGCUCGGGGACGGGCAUCCAUAUCGACCCGCUGGGCACGAGCGCCUGGAACGCUCUGGUGCUGGGGCACAAACGCUGGUGCCUGUUCCCCACCAACACACCCAGAGAACUUAUCAAGGUGACGCGUGAUGAGGGCGGGGCCCAGCAGGACGAGGCCAUCACCUGGUUCAGUGUGAUCUACCCGCGCACGCAAUCCCCCUCCUGGCCAGCAGAGUUCCGCCCCCUGGAGAUCCUACAGAGGCCUGGAGAGACUGUCUUCGUACCAGGUGGCUGGUGGCACGUGGUUCUGAACAUGGACACCACCAUUGCGGUGACUCAGAACUUUGCCAGCACCACCAACUUCCCCAUCGUCUGGCACAAGACCGUGCGUGGGAGACCUAAACUCUCGCGCAAGUGGUACCGCAUCCUGAAGCAGGAGCGUCCUGACCUGGCGGUGAUGGCUGAUAAGGUGGACCUGCAGGAGUCCACAGGCAUCGCCUCCGACAGCUCCAGCGACUCUUCAUCAUCCUCCUCCUCCAGCUCCUCAGACUCCGACUCAGAGGACUCGGGCUCUGAGGGGGAGCCCAUGUCUCACCGCAGGAAGAAGCGGCGCACCUGUGGCAUGAUGGGUAACGGUGACAUCUCCGCGCAGGGGCGGCUUUCGUCAGCAAAGCACAUGGGUCCUAGGAGAACUGAGGUGUCUGAGUCGCUUAUCUUGGAUAAGGAAGACGAAGAUGAUAAUGAUGAUGAUGAUGAUGAUGAAGAUAAAGAUGAUGGUUAUGAACUCUCUUCAGCACACCAAACUUUCGAGGGCGAUCGCUAA